CAGAACCGCAAGAACAUGGCUGGGCGAAAGGUGAUAGGUCUCUGCCUUGGAGUGGCUUUGCAGGUUCUGCUGGCAGCCGCUGCCCGGGACCAGAUGAGCAUGCUCUGCUCCGACGACGACACUCCGGCAUGCGCCCAGAGUCGGGAAAGUGGGAUGUACUUCCUGUUCGCCAACGAGUGCGACCUGCGAAAGGCCCAGCGCGGAAACCUCUUGAACGGCCCUUUGUAUGACGUGACUCUCCGAUUUUGCUUCCCCAGCUGCGAGUUCGAAUGUGGCCCAAGAUAUCAGCCAGUUUGUGGGAUCAGCUCGCAGAGUGGAGAGCGCAAGACCUUCAGGAGCCGCUGCGAGAUGAUGCGAACCGCUUGUCUCUCCCGAUCGGAUUGGAAGGUGCAGCAGUGGGGGGUGUGUCCUAAGGCCAACACAGUGCCCCUGGACAGUCAGAAGGCACCUGUGCCCGUGCCGUGCACCAGGAUCUAUCGUCCUGUGUGCGCCAUGUAUGCAGGCGUCAAGUCCACCUUCUCCAACGAGUGCCUAGUAAACGCCGAGAACAUCAAGACCCAGAGAAAUUGGCGCAUCGUUUCCGAGGGUCUCUGUGGCGAGGACAGCACCAAGAUGAAGCACAGUCGCCAGCAGAAGCCAAAGACCAAGCCAAAGUCGGAUGCGGAACGCACCAAGCGGAGCCACAAAGGCAGGAGGCUGCCCACUCAGGCGGAAGACUUCCAGAUACCGGAGGAUGCCGUGCAGAUCUACGCCCCCUCCACUUUUCACACGCAGUUCAUCAGCCACACGGGCGCCAUGGAGAAGAGCUACUCCCUGCCCGCCAGAAAGCCCUACGUGGUGGUCCCCCCGAAAUCCAAGGUGCGUCGAAUCCCCGUGAAGUCGUGCGUCUUCGGCAGUGAGCCCGUUUGCGGCAGCUUCAAGGGCCAGACGCGCACCUUUACCAAUGUCUGCGAACUGAUGGAGUACAGCCAGCAAGUCGGAAAUGCAUGGACCAUCUCCCACGACGGUGCUUGUCGUCGCUGUGACAAGCCUUGCCCCACAGUUUAUCAACCCAUUUGUGCCACCCGCAACGGCAUCAAUCACACAAUAAUCAACGAGUGCUAUUUAGAACGAGUUCGCUGCAAGGAUCCCAAAACCAUUUGGAAGGUGUUUCAGAAGGGUGAGUGCCCAAAAACCAGCGGGGAAGCCAAGGGAUUCCCCUCUGAGAUAAGUCGCCCACUGCCUUUGGUGCCACGUGUUUUAUAUGGGAAGAAGACCUCCGCACCACAGACUCGGUCUACCAAAACAGUGCGUAGGAGCACAACCACUAAGGCUCCAUUUACACCGAGCAAGCCUCGUCUGCCAGUGAAGAAAACUUUUAAGGCCACUUCACCGUCCCUGGAAGUUAAUAAUCGCAAAAUUCGCAAAAUAGAACUCGCCACUGCGGGAUUUCCUGGGUACGGCGCAUCAAGUGGCCCCAAUCAGGUCAGCACCGAUGAAGAUGCCUCCUGGUCCUCCAAUGACAACUGGCUGGUGCGAAAGACUCUCGAUAAUGUCAAGGGUUUUUUCGGAAAAAAGCCAACAUCCUUCAAGAAGACGCACAGCCAGAAAUCCCCGUUUUAUUACUGGACUGUCCCACCAAAAGAGACCAGCACCACCAGCACUGUAAGCACGGUUAGCAGAGCAACGAGCCCAACCACAGCGGCACCACCAGCCAAGCCACCAGCCAUUCUGAGCAUGGCGCCCACGGAGCUUUUGAACUUGGAUGUCGAAAAUGCCGCCAGUGCCUAUGAAGACGCUGAGCAUGAGUUGCUGCUGAUGCUGACCACCAAAGAGAGCACCACUUCGUCGUCCACCACACCCGUGCCAAGCACCACUGCGCCGCCCAGCACCAUAGACCCAUCGACCACUGAGGGGCCCACCAGUGCGAAUACUGCCACUUCCUCAGCGGAAACAGCAAGUGAAGACUCCACCUUUGGUUCCGAGGAGACAACUGAUCCGCCGACCACCAGUUUCGGCUCCACCACCACAAUUGCCCCUCCCACACCUUCUUCUACCACCGAAGCCGAGGAGCUGAACAGUCAAACCACUGGCAGCGAGUCGACCACCACCGAGGCCUCCGACGAGGCGGCCACAACCACCCUGAGCUCGGACUACACGGCGGAUGAGUCAUUUUCGGAGUCCAGUGGCCAGACCUCCAUCUACGGGCUCGACAAGAACUCCUUGAUAAUGCGAUUGUUACGCGCUAGAAGUAAUCAAAAUGUCCUCAUCUAGCAACGUAAAUUCCUUUUAAUUCUUUGUUAAGAACUAAGUUUAAGUUGACAACUACACUAGCUUACAAAAAAAAUAGAGAAUUUAAUACUUUUAAAAAAUGGGCUUAUUG
Drosophila biarmipes is the source of this 2362-nucleotide messenger RNA. RefSeq names its product mucin-2. Gene Ontology annotation, molecular function: protein binding. NCBI's taxonomy places the organism in Eukaryota, Metazoa, Arthropoda, Insecta, Diptera, Drosophilidae. Bases 16 to 2253 code for a protein of 745 amino acids. The record is from RefSeq and is a predicted model, not a curated record. The transcript has 5 exons. Gene Ontology annotation, biological process: multicellular organism development; cell differentiation.